Molecule: messenger RNA, 552 nt
Organism: Penicillium waksmanii
Lineage: Eukaryota; Fungi; Ascomycota; Eurotiomycetes; Eurotiales; Aspergillaceae
Exons: 4
Coding region: 1-552 (183 amino acids)
Source: RefSeq, a predicted model, not a curated record
AUGGUGGAAAUUACAGCGGCCGAAAUUGUUCACUCUGAUUUAAGGCCGCAUCAAUCCAUAACGGAGAAGAAACUGCGCAAGGUUGCACUCUCCUUGUUUGAAUCUUGGGCAAUCUACCGGAGCUUGCUCCGCAAACAAGCCGAUGUUUUAGCUAAAAACUAUGGCGAAGAGGCGUUUCUCUACGGACUUGAACGGUUUUCGGUACUGAAAGAUGUUCUGUUUGCUCUGUUAUACCAAAGCCCUAUGAUUUGGCCAGUCUCAGCCACUGAGGAGCCAGAGGAUAUAAUCAUAUUCUCCUGGCAAAGAGGCGAUGAGAGACACAGAGAGAAGUACUGCGGAUUCUGUUUUGUAAGACGCGCCCUUGUACAACAGAAAAACAAUGUGGUGGAACUGGUUCUAGAUGCUCAACAACUCUACACUUAUAACUGCACGAUAUUUGAUGAACCUUGCGCGGAACAUGAUAGUCUUUUGACAAUGUUGAAGAAACCAGGCUUUCGUCGCCUAGAUAUCUCUCUGAUGUUUGGCGGAAGAGGAUCACCCAGUGAGAACUAG